This is a messenger RNA of Eleginops maclovinus (Patagonian blennie), 3686 nucleotides long. It is a transcript of the gene trabd, whose product is annotated as TraB domain containing. The transcript has 9 exons. Bases 965 to 2107 code for a protein of 380 amino acids. NCBI's taxonomy places the organism in Eukaryota, Metazoa, Chordata, Actinopteri, Perciformes, Eleginopidae. The record is from RefSeq and is a predicted model, not a curated record.
AUGUAUUGUAGGUAAUAGUGUCCGCUGUUAUUGCGAAAUGUAUCUGUUCCAACGUUUACUUUCUGACGACAUACUUACGGGGCUUGCUAGCUUUAAAUUAGCUGUUAUCAUCAUCCGGUAACUAGCCAUGAGGCCUCAGUAAACCAUGAAACCAAGCAGAACUGGAUACAGCGUUAGAGGAGGGACGCCGUUCAUUCCUAUGGGAGUCAUACAGUGGCAUAUGAAGCUCUAAAUGGAGCGACUGUAGAUUCAGAAAGUACCAGGAUCAUCCGGGUCCUUUUGCUUAUACAGCGUGGGCAGCUGAUUUUUCCUUAAGCCCCGCCUCCGAUGUCCCGUUCUCGACUCAGUCAAAUGAAUGGAGAGAAAUUGGAAUGGGAAAAACUCUGGAUUCGGCUUUUAGCGCAUUUAACAACUUUUACACCGUAAUGAUUUAAAUGAGGGCUAUAAAGAAGUUCGUGUUGGGUAGUUUAGUUCUGAAAAUAAAUGAUACGCUUAUUUACAAACGUCUCUUUCCCAAUGCACGGCAAUGGGAAAAAGUAUGGUUCGGCCAAAAUGACGUAACGGAAGUUGUAGUAACACCGUUUGACCACUACUCCCAUUCAAAAAAUCGCCUUCAACGCCGGCGCACUUCCUGGGGGCUUCCAGUAAAGCAACACGCAAUGGUUGGUAAGCAGUUCCGUACCUGGAAGUAAAGCUAGCUAACCUGCACCCUUCAAUUCACUUCGUAUUUAGCUGCGCGGAGCCUUGUGUAUCUAACAUUUCUUCGUGGUGAUAACCUACAACGUUACAUGUUUUAUUUAUUCUAAUGUUAAUAAAUCAGUGGCAGUUUUGAAACUACCUUUGACGCCACAGCAUGACAUUUGUAAGCUGCGUUUACACUGCGUUUUAAAGCAACGUCAGCAGUCACUAAGGCUUCACUGUAGCCAGCUGUUUCCGUGAACGUCCCACUGCGGAGCGGUAACGCAUGUCUUCAUCCUGCUCUCUGUCAGCUUUCAGUGCUCCAAACAUGGACCAAGACAACAAUUCAGAGGAUGAGUCUGUUGGCCCAUCUGAGGACCCUUCAGAAGAUGAACUACCCUCUCUACCUCCAGGACUCUCGGAUGGUGAGGCAAUGGAGCUGCUUUGGCAGCUGCGAUCCCAGCGCCGCCAGUCGUCCCCUGAGCUCCCAGAGACGGUAUCCGUUCUUACGGCUCCUGACGGCAGCCUCCUCUAUCUGGUGGGCACUGCCCACUUCAGUGACAGCAGCAAAAAGGAUGUGGCUACGACGAUCCGCGCUGUGCAGCCAGACGUGGUGGUGGUGGAGCUGUGCCAGUACAGGGUGUCUAUGCUGAAGAUGGACGAGGUUACACUGCUGAGGGAAGCCAAAGACAUAAACCUGGAUAAGGUUCAGCAGGCCAUCAAACAGAAUGGGCUGAUGUCCGGCCUCAUGCAGAUUCUCCUGUUGAAAGUUUCAGCUCACAUCACAGAGCAACUGGGCAUGGCUCCUGGAGGAGAGUUCAGAGAGGCCUUCAAAGAGGCUGGACAAGUACCAUUCUGUAAAUUUCACCUUGGCGACAGGCCGAUCCCUGUGACAUUCAAGAGAGCCAUUGCAGCUCUCAGUCUGUGGCAGAAAGCCCGUCUGGCAUGGGGUCUUUGCUUUCUCUCUGACCCAAUCAGUAAAGAGGACGUGGAAAAGUGCAAACAGAAGGACCUGCUCGAGCAGACCAUGUCAGAAAUGAUCGGGGAGUUUCCUGCUCUGCACCAGACCAUCGUUGCUGAACGAGACAUCUACCUCACACACACGCUUCGCCAGGCUACACGCUGUGUGGAGGCCCCCAGUAAUGCCCAGAAAGUGCCUGCAGUGGUGGUGGGAGUCGUAGGGAUGGGUCACGUCCCUGGCAUCGAAAGAAACUGGGAGAAGGAGCUCAACAUAACUGAAAUCAUGAGUGUUGCGCCACCCUCACGUUUUGGCUGGGUGCUGCGUACGGUCAUAAAGGGCGUGGUGAUGGGAAUGCUGGGAUAUGCCUGCUACCGUGCUGGAGGGAGUCUGGGCCGCGCCCUGCUGUCAUUACCUGCAGUCGAAUCUAUACUGGAGACUCUACAGCCACCCCCUCUAAGCCCACAGUGACAUGACCUUUGACCUAUCAACACAAUGCAUUUUUCACCAAUGGCCUUAAAAAUAGGACGAUGGGCUGGAGGAAAGGUUUCAUCAGCCCAACAUAUGAACUCACAAGGACCUCAGGGGGUUAAAACCUCCCACCUCGUAUUGAUGUCCCUGUACACGCAGCAGGGCCGUACUGCCAAAGAAACCAUGACAGUACUCUUUGUUUUCUUUCAUAUUUUGAGCAAAUCCUGCAUUUUGUAAGGUUUGCAAAGGCCAACAAUUCUCUUUGAAUAGAUUUACUUUACAUAGACAGAAUUUUUAUUUGAAAAAACCAACAGAUUUAUCUCCAGUCAGGUGCCCUGAUUGGACAUUUUCUCAUAGACUCACUUUUUAAUUGUGUUAUUCCUUCCUCCUUUCCGGUGCCAGCCAGAAUAUUUUGUAGUAGGCCCAUAUCAAGUCCAGCACUUUAUAAGAUAUUUACAUGCAGCCUAUGGAAAGGAAAAGAGUUUCAAAUAUCAAGUCAGUCAAAACUUGACUUAAACUCAAUAAUAGAAUCGAAGACUGGAGCAGCAAGCAACGUUCAUGGUGUGAGGUAAAUGAAAAAAAUGUGUAAAUUGGAUGGCUGACCAUCAUUUUCUUAAAUCUAAAAAAAAUUCACCAUUCUUUAAACAUACAUAACACGUAGUUGUUUCCUAUGGUCACAGUCCUGCCCACAGCAACAGACAAGUGCCUCAUGGUUCAGCACUAAGGGCUAAUGAUGUACUGAAUGGAAUGGCAAAAAAGUGUUAAAUGCAUCUUACACCGACAACAACCACAGGCCAAUGCAAUUUUAUAAUAUUUUGUCUUCAUGUAAUUCUAUAUAGGGCCUAUUUUAUAAAUACUGCUUCCCCAAAUAUUGACUAUCGACUUCUGUUGUCUUGGCUUCAGAUAUGACUCGCAUGACUUUUACAUUAAUUGGGACCUGACGAAGGACAGGCAUAAAUGUUCCUCAGGAUGAGCAACGCACUUAAAUAAUAAUUUGUGUAAUUGAUUGUACCUCCAAUAUGAGGCAUCCUCAUUUGUUGGCUCUAACUGGCUGCAUCUGUGAGUAAGGGUUCAUACUUGAAAAAUAUGCAUCUUUUACAGAAAGACAUCUCUCAAUAACUCCAUGAGAAUGUCAUUCAGCGCACCAGCUGUUUCUACUUUUGUGAUAUAAUUGUGCAUUAUGACUUGCCUGUGUGAUUGUAAAUUACCAAUGGGUAUUGAGUUGAUAAAAAAAACACAUUAUUUUUGUUUUAGUGAGGAUUGACCGUGAUGAUUUCUGAGGUGACAUUUCUUAUGGACAUGCUUUGAUUACUAUGAAGGAAACGGAUGGUUUCGAUUGGUCAGAGUUAGGAGGUAAAGCCUUACACUGCUAUCACUGCUGCCUUCGACCCUCAGAUUGCCUCAUCUGCUGAGGCUUUACAGAAGAUUACCAACACUGACAUGUAUCCAUACAGAGCUGCUUAUUGCAUGUGUACAAUUUGACUAAAUGACAUGCCGUUCACUUUUGUUACGUAAAAGAUGUCCUAAUAAAUCCAACAAGAUAUAUACUGUACAUGGGCAAUAAACCAACAUAGAUUUA